Molecule: messenger RNA, 6466 nt
Organism: Orcinus orca (killer whale)
Lineage: Eukaryota; Metazoa; Chordata; Mammalia; Artiodactyla; Delphinidae
Gene: ZSCAN16
Product: zinc finger and SCAN domain containing 16
Exons: 4
Coding region: 134-718 (194 amino acids)
Biological process (GO): regulation of transcription by RNA polymerase II
Molecular function (GO): DNA-binding transcription factor activity, RNA polymerase II-specific; RNA polymerase II cis-regulatory region sequence-specific DNA binding
Source: RefSeq, a predicted model, not a curated record
CGGGCCGCCCAAAAGACGCUAGCUGUCGCACCUGUACCUCUCGGCGCGAGAUUUUUCUCUGAGACAAGAUUCUAAGAGAUUCUCCUUGAAUCGGUUCCAGGUAGAGGAUUAAUCUCCUGAAAAACAGCCCAGAAUGGCCACAUCCCUGGAACCUGAGGAACAAAAAGGACUUUUAAUAGUUAAGGCAGACCAUUAUGGGGGACAGGACUCCAUCUCACAAAAGUACAGUCCUCACAGAAGGGAACUCUUCAGGCAGCACUUCAGGAAACUCUGCUAUCAGGAUGCACCUGGACCCCGUGAAGCUCUUACCCAGCUCUGGGAGCUUUGCCACCAGUGGCUGAGGCCAGAAUGCCACACAAAGGAGCAGAUUUUAGACCUGCUGGUGCUUGAACAGUUCCUGAGCAUUCUCCCUAGGGACCUGCAAGCAUGGGUGCAGGCACACCAUCCAGAGACUGGAGAGGAGGCGGUGACUGUGCUGGAGGAUCUGGAGAGAGAGCUUGAUGAACCUCGAAAGCAGGUCCCAGCCAAUUCAGAAAGACAGGACACACUUUUGGACACGUUGGCCCCCUUGAGAAGGCCACAUGAGUCACUGACUAUCCAGCUCCAUCCCAAGAAGACCCAGCAGGAGCAGGAAUCUGGGGAGCCCCAAAGGACUGGCUUUUUGCUUCUUAAACCUAGAAUAGGACCUGUUUGUAUACUGUUCAUUUGUUACAGGUGAUAAAACCAAGACUAAGAAUGAAGAGUUGUCCCAGAAGGAAGAUAUACCCAAAGACAUGGAAUUCCUUGGGAAAAUAAACAACAGACUUACCAAAGCUAUUCCUCAGUAUCCUGAAUCCAAAGAUGCUAUUGAAAGUGAAGGCAGAUUCGAGUGGCAACAGAGGGAAAGAAGACGCUAUAAAUGUGAUGACUGUGGAAAAAGUUUCAGUCAUAGCUCAGACCUUAGUAAACACAGGAGAACUCACACUGGAGAGAAGCCCUAUAAAUGUGACGAAUGUGGAAAAGCCUUCAUUCAACACUCACAUCUCAUUGGACAUCAUAGAGUACACACUGGAGUGAAACCCUAUAAAUGUAAAGAAUGUGGGAAAGAUUUCAGCGGGCGCACAGGUCUCAUUCAGCAUCAGAGAAUCCACACGGGUGAAAAACCCUAUGAAUGUGAUGAGUGUGGGAGGCCUUUCCGUGUAAGUUCAGCCCUUAUUAGACAUCAAAGAAUUCAUACAGCAAAUAAGCUCUACUAAUAUGGUGGAAGUAACAAAAGUUCUUUAGACACUCAGGCCUAAUUAGUUAUCAGAGAAAUCUGCCUUGGAGACCUUGAGUAUCCUGAUGUAGGCAAAGCUUCAAUCAUCAUUAAAAAUUUCUCUGGCACCAGAGAAUUUACCUGAGUAAAAUUUCCUUUUAUUUCUGAAGUAGUUCAGUUUCUUGGAAGGAACUAAGAGUUAUUUCAGAAAGCCUUGUCCACUGCCAGCAUUGCUCACUUGCAGCCCCAAAUAACCAUGUUUCCUGGUCCUGGUUGAAAGAUGUGAAUUCUACCUCUCGACUCUGGCUCCUUUUUCCUUGGCCACUCAGUGUAUGACUUUAGGCAAGACAUUCAUAUUUUCUCUGCCUUCAUUUUCCCAUUCUGCAAAGUGCAGAUGAUAUAAUAGAAGCCCACCGGGUAUGCUGUAUUAAGUUAAAAUAGAUGAAAACUGCUUUUGAAAUUAAGAACUAAAACCAUACUAUUUUUCCCCAUCAUUAGUGAUAUAAUGGCCUAAAUAUCCCUUAUCUUAAAAUGGGGAAUAUAAUAAUUUUGUGGAAUAUUUUGCUUUGCCAGUGAUAAAAAAAUGAGGAAACCACCAGAAAGAUAGCAGGCUAAGAAAAACAUUAAAAUGGAAAGGAAAGCUGUAAGUCAUCAGUGGGAGCUGCUGGGAAGGGGGAUGAUGGAGUGUGUUAGGGAUCUGUAACUUUGGAUAAGUCACUUCUCUUCUGAAUCUCAGGUCAUUUAAACUGAGGGAGAUCGGGAGAGGUUGGUCUAGAACUGCACUGUCAAAUAUGGCAGCCAGUACCCACAUGUGGCUAUAUACAUUUAAACUUAACUGAAAUAAAGUGGAAAAUUCAGUUCCUUGGUGACAUUAGCCACAUUUCAAGUGCUCAAUAGCCACGUGUGGCUGGUAGCUACAAUAAUGGACAGCACAGAUCCAGACCAUUUUUUAUCACUGCAGAAACUUCUCAAGGACAUUGCUGUUCAAUCAUUGGUAAGGUAACUUCCAGCUUUGGUAUGUGAUUCUGAGUUCAGGAAGGUAGCAAAAGAGAUAGCUGAAGAGGCUGUAAUAGCAAUAGGAGAUAAAAUACAAACACCUUAAAACAAAGUAAUUUAGUAAAAAUAACUCUGUGGUACUUUUUCAGCCUUAGAAAGAGAGUGUAUUGUAAUUGGAGAAAGAUGACUAUUAAGUAAAUACAAUAACCUAAUAAUCAAAAUUGAAAGCUUAACUUACUACUUCAUCUCUAUAAAAAGAGUGUAAUUACCUUUACAAGGUAACAUCCCCUGUCAGUUACCCUAUACUAAUGAGAAACUGGGACUCUCAGGACACUAAUACUUUAAGACACAGUGAACAAUUUAGUUUUUCUUUUUGGCUUCAGAAUGUAUUAGCAUUUCAUGAACGUAUUUGCGACAGUUUUACAUCACUAGUUUGAGAAUUUUAUAGCAUGACAGGAAUUGUGACCAAAGGCCAACACGUUCAAAUUUACAACACCAUCAAACUGCCACGAACCACUAAUUCUAGGAAUAGCCAUCACCAAAAUGAUCAGGAAGUGAUCUAAUCUCUUACUGAAGACAUUAAUUACACAUACUUGCUUUGAGAGUAGGAAAAGCACCAGAAUCAUUUUGUGUCUACUACUAUUGGAAGGUGACUCUUAAAUCAUUCUUCAUAACACCAUAAAGAUAAACUGAGCUUUUAUAUCUUUUGAACAUAAUGCUCCUUAUAAAAAAAUAAAAGUAAGUUUACUUUGAAUGUAUACAUCAACUGAUACAAAUAUUUUAAGACAUCAAGUUUCACACUCAUACUUGUUUUUUCAUUUAUCUGAGCACUAUUUCAAAACAUUUGAAACAAAGGAUUUUUUAAUGAUCAUGAAAAGUAAAGUAUUAAAUCUUUAGUAUUAGAAACAUCCUUUUCUAAAAAAUAAAGUUAGAUGCUUAAUGAAUGAUAGCUUUUCCCCCUUUACCUUCAGUCUUGCUAAAAAACUGUCAUGUGUAGAAGCUGUUCACAGUCUUUAAAGGGGAAACUCAUGUUUCUGAUCUUAUCCUUGAAUUUAGAGACUUCUGCAAUGGUAAGAAAGAUGAUCUUGGCUACCACAACAUUAAGUUUACUUAAAUGGGUAAAAACGAUGACAGACUGAUUUUCCUCUAACGUACUCUGUAUGAUUGAACAUUCUAUUCAGGUAGUAGUUUUGAAUACCUGUUGUGUAUAAAGAACUGUUCUAGUCUUAGAGUUGUACACCCUCAAAGUCUGAGUGAAGAGUAGUUUGGAGCACUGAGACCAUGCUACCCUUUUUAGUCUGGUGUUGAUUCCAAAUUGCCACCACAGUGUCCACCAUCUGAUCUUGACCAGAGGGGCAAGGAUAAGAGUCAGGGAGGUACAGAAAGAUUUGGGGCCAGAGACAGCCUGGAGUGAUAGUGGCAAGAGAAGAAAGUCCAGUGGGACCUGGGAUAACUGCUGGCAUAAGGCAAAGGGGGCAUGAGGUUAAAGGAGAUCUAAGUAGUUGUUAGUAUUAUGAAGGAUUAGGCAGUGUCCUAGUAAGUCUGUAGAAACGCACAAAAAAAUUGGUGAGGAUGCAAGCAGUUAGAAAGAGGAGCUCUGAGUUCAAUCGCAGCCACAGUUAUUCGAAAAGAAGGUGUAAUAUGUUAGACGCCGUAAUGAGACCACUGAGUUCUAGCAGAGAGCCAUCCUGGAAUGAUGGCACCUGCUCGAAAAGAACCCUAAACAUGGAAGGCAGUUUCUUAAAUAGUUGUGUCAAAAACAUAUGCAUCACUCCUCCCAAAUUUUUUGGAGGGUUUUUCUUUGUUUUGGAGGGAGGCAAGAACUUGUAGUUUGUAGUUUUCAUGAACUAGUAGAACAGACAGUGAUUUUAAGAGGCAUCUAAAGGGAGUACGGGGGCAGUUCUUUCAGAUACAGUUGGGGAAUGGUGGAUAAACUGGUGAUUUUGAAUGAGGAGCCAACAGCUAUAAAGGGAGGAAACAGAUGAGAGUUGGGGUAGGAGAGGAUGUCGGAGGUAUGCACGGGCCUUGGUGAACAGGGGGGAAACAAGAUAGAGGAGAAGGGGAUGGAACAAAAAGAGAGUGAUAAAAAAGGAGCUAGGGUAUAGGGAAAGGAACAAAGAUAAAAUAAGAGAUGGUGAUAGAGAAAGAAAAGAGUGACAAGUAAUUCCAAUAUUGACAUCAAUUAUAAUUGAGACAGUGGGUCAUAUGCCACAGCCAUACGAAGGUGAACAGAUCAGCUUAUCCCAAGGUCGUUGAGUCUUACAUGCACAGCACAUAUUAUUUAUGUUAUCUUUAUUGAAUGGGUCUACAAUCUCAUUCUGAGCAUGAAAUGAUUUCUUUAUAGUCUAAUCAAAAAGUCCAUCAACAGUGAAACUGCUAGAAACUUUGAAAUGCUUCAAAACAACCUGUUCUCCCCUUAGUAAUAUCACAAGGCAAUUAGACUAAGGUUCUAAAAGAAUAGAUCUCUCAGUCUUUCUUACUCAAAUCCUCUAGAGCACAGUUUCUCAACCUUGGUUUUACUGACAUUUUCAGCCAAACAAUUUCUUGCUGUGGGGGGCUGUCCUCUGCAGUGUGGGAUGUUUAGCAGCAUUCCUGGCCUCUACCCUCUAGAUACCAGCAGCCCCAACUUGUGGCAAGCAAAAAUUUCUUAAGAGAUACAAAUGUUCCCUGAGGGGCAAAAUCUCUCCCCCGCCCUGCCAGCCCAGUUGAGAACCACUGCUCUAUAGGAAAAUAAUCUGAUUUCCAUGACCGUUCCACAUCAUAUACAAUAAGAUUCAACUUAGAAAUGUUACAUAUGGCCAGCACUGUUAGACCCUUUUACUACCCCACAAAAUGAUUUUCUAGACCUUCUUCUCUCUAUACCGUACUUCUGCUGCUACCCUCUCCUUUGCCCCUUGACCCAACCACAAAUAGACACUUUAUCCUUGAUCUGCACUGUCCAAUACAUUAGCCACUAGGUACAUGUGGCUAUCAAGCACUUGAAUUGUGGCUACGCAACUGAGGAACUAAAUUUUUUUCACUUUAAUUUAAAUUUAAAAACUGAUACUCAAUUCAGUUAUUGGAGAACCUUUAAGUAUGUUCGGAGUAUUUCGGUUAUAGGAAUCUAUUUUUUCCAUUCAAAAUUUUAUGUAAUCUCAAUACAGAUCAAGUACUUCCAAUGAAAAUUUAAUAACUGAAUUGAGAUGUGUAGUAAGUAUAAACACACUGGAUUACAAAGACUUAGUAUGAAAAAGGACUGUAAAAUAUUUCAUUAAUAAGAUAUUAUUUUAAAAUAAUAUUUUGGAUAUACUGGUUUAAAUAAAAUACAUUAAGAAUUAAUUUCACCUAUCUUUUUACAUUUUUAAUGUGGCUACUAGAAAACUUACAUCCACAUAGGUGGAUCACAUUACAUUCCUAUUAAUUGGACAACAAUGAUCAAGAUCUUCUCACUCUCAGGGUAGGUCCCAUUCACUAUGUUCCAAACCACCUCAGUUCUGUGAGGCUAAGUUCUGUGCUGCCAAGGACUUUUUACCUUUUUCUUCUUAUUCAUUAAUCCAACAGGUAUUUACUGAGUGCAUGCUAUGUGCCACGCCUCUAUUUUAGGUAUUGGGGAUAGAGCAGGAUAUAACAAGAUAUUUCCAUGUAAGACUGUGAGAAAAAUAGUGAAUGUUAAAAUUAAAGGUAUAAUGCUGUCCUUUCAGAUGGAAGACUAUUAGGAAAAAAAAGGCAGGGCAUUUCAGGUUAGGUGUGGGGAGGAAGGAAAGAAAAGGGGGAAAAAUAGAUUGUUACUUCGGGAUUACAAUUUCAUUUCAAUUUAAUAAGAUUUUAAGUUUGGUUUGUUUGGCAAGUCCAAUAGCACAGCAAUAGGGACUAAAGGUCUUUGGAUAUGCCAUUGCAUGAGAGGACUUAUUAAUGGUUAGACCUGCUUUAUGCAUUAUUUUUAAUACACACUUCAUAGUAUUUACUGCAGAAGUCUCUUUGGGGAAAUUAGCAAUGGAACAAUUUCUAUAUGUAAGAACCAUAAGUUCCCAUGUAUGUUGAAUUAACCUAUUAUAUAUCACCGUAAUACUGGGUACAAGGAAGGAAAUUUCAUUAAUCCAGUUAUUGUGCCUUUUUGUUUUUCUCUACUCCACUCAGUAGAUAGUCUUGGAAAACUCUCCUAUAGCCUUAACUUUAUCUCAAAGACAUGAAGUGAUUACGUGCUUUUGAUGUUUUUUGUUUAAAAAUAACUUACCUAUGAAGAACAAUCAACAGAUA